Molecule: messenger RNA, 2439 nt
Organism: Chelmon rostratus (copperband butterflyfish)
Lineage: Eukaryota; Metazoa; Chordata; Actinopteri; Chaetodontiformes; Chaetodontidae
Gene: mlh1
Product: mutL homolog 1, colon cancer, nonpolyposis type 2 (E. coli)
Exons: 19
Coding region: 149-2341 (730 amino acids)
Biological process (GO): mismatch repair
Cellular component (GO): MutLalpha complex
Molecular function (GO): ATP binding; ATP-dependent DNA damage sensor activity; ATP hydrolysis activity
Source: RefSeq, a predicted model, not a curated record
ACGUCUUUAGUCCCACACGUUCUGUUUCUUGUACAGGUCGUGAUGCUACAUUAGCCUAAAUAUAUACCCUUUUAUCCUUAUAUAUGCGUCCUCACGGCUAUUAUUAGCUGUUUAACCGCCCUGUAGCUAAGUCAGCAGCGCUGUAAACAUGGCAGGAGUUAUCCGGAGGCUCGACGAGACCGUUGUCAACCGCAUUGCUGCAGGAGAAGUUAUCCAGCGUCCUGCCAACGCCGUCAAAGAAAUGAUUGAAAACUGUUUGGAUGCCAAGUCCACCAACAUUCAGGUGACAGUGAAAGACGGCGGGCUGAAGCUCCUGCAGAUUCAGGACAACGGCACUGGCAUCAGGAAAGAAGAUAUGGAAAUCGUUUGUGAAAGGUUUACCACCAGCAAACUUCAGACUUUUGAGGACCUCUCAGCUAUUGCCACCUAUGGAUUUAGAGGAGAGGCCCUUGCUAGUGUAAGCCAUGUUGCACAUGUGACCAUAACAACUAAGACGGCUGAUGCCAAGUGCGCCUACAGAGCCAGCUACAGCGAUGGCAAACUAAAAGGCCCUCCCAAACCAUGUGCUGGCAACCAGGGAACACAGAUUCUUGUGGAGGACCUCUUCUAUAAUGUGUCCACCAGGAGGAAAGCCUUAAAGAGCCCCAGUGAUGAGUACUCCAGGAUUGUAGAUGUGGUCAGCAGGUACGCCAUACACAAUUCAGGAAAAAGUUUUUCGGUCAAAAAGCAAGGAGAGACUGUGGCAGAUGUGAGGACUCUCCCCAACGCAUCUGUAGUGGAUAAUAUUCGAGGAGUGUUUGGCAAUGCAGUCAGCAGGGAGCUGAUUGAAGUCGGCUGUGAGGAUCAGAAGCUGGCUUAUAAGAUGAAAGGCUACAUCUCUAACGCAAAUUACUCCGUCAAGAAAUGCAUCCUGAUCCUCUUCAUCAACCAUCGUCUGGUGGAGUCAAGUGCUGUGAAGAAAGCAAUCGAGACAGUUUAUGCUGCGUACCUCCCCAAGAACACGCACCCUUUUCUAUACCUCAGCUUAGAGAUCGCACCGCAGAAUGUAGACGUCAAUGUCCACCCCACAAAACACGAGGUGCAUUUCUUGCACGAAGACAGUGUGAUCGAGAGCAUCCAGAAGCACAUCGAGAGCAAACUUCUCGGCUCCAAUUCGUCACGCACAUAUUUCACUCAGACGUUGCUGCCAGGGCUGUCAGUCUCAGGUUGUAGUGAGGUCAAGUCCUCCAGCGCUGCAGCAGAGUCCGGCGAGCGAGUCUACACACAUCAGAUGGUGAGGACCGACUGUCGUGCGCAGAAGCUGGACGCCUUCCUCCUGCCAAAAGAGAAGCCGCCUCCCGAUCCUGAACCAGCUGACCCCAGCGGCAGGGAAGCUGCGACUAAAACCGCCCAGCCUGACAGUGUAGAGGUGGAUGAGACGGAUGAUGCGGACAUGCUGGAGGCCCUGGCUGAGCUGGAAGCAGAGGUGCCAAGAGGCGGCGAAGAUGACGCUAAUGUUGUUCAAAGGAAGCGACCCAGGAAGGAGCAGCAGCAGGAGGAAAAAGACGAGGGCGACACGGCUGCAGCCACGCCGAAGAGACGAGUCAUAAAACUGAACAGCGUCAAAGAGCUCAGAGCUGAGAUCACCGAGAACACACACACAGGUCUUCAAGAAAUGCUGCAGAACCACUCGUUUGUGGGCUGCGUCAACCCCCAGUGGACUCUGAUCCAACAUCACACCAAACUGUACCUGCUCAACACCACCAACCUCAGCCAGGAGCUUUUCUACCAAAUACUCAUCUACGACUUUGGGAACUGCGGCGUACUAAGACUAUCCACACCAGCUCCACUUUAUGACCUGGCCAUGCUGGCUCUGGACUCGGAGGGGAGCGGCUGGACAGAGGAGGAUGGUCCUAAAGAAGGCCUGGCUCAGUACAUAGUGGACUUCCUGAAGAAGAAGGCUGAGAUGCUGGAGGACUACUUCUCUAUGGAGAUAGACCAGGAAGGAAAUCUAACAGGGCUGCCGUUACUGCUUGACAAGUACACUCCUGUCAUGGAGGGCCUCCCCUUGUUCAUCCUGCGCCUGGCCACUGAGGUGAACUGGGACAGCGAGAAGGAAUGCUUCAGAGACUUCAGUAGGGAGUGCAGCAUGUUCUACUCUAUCAGGAAGCAGUACAUCCUGGAGGCUGAGUCCGGAGAGGAGCAGGAUACCGAGGUGAACUCGUGGCGUUGGAAAGUUGAGCACAUCAUCUUCAAAGCUUUCCGCACCCUUUUCAGUCCCCCGAAGAACUUCAGUGAGGACGGUACUGUGCUGCAGAUCGCCAACUUACCUGAUCUCUAUAAAGUGUUUGAGAGGUGCUAAAUGUGAUCGUAAAGUCUGAAGAACGAAUCAGCCUCAUGUGCUGCUCUUUUAUACUUGAUGUAACCUGUAAAUAAAUGUAAAUAAAUACUUUGUAUGAG